Messenger RNA from Leucoraja erinaceus (little skate), 887 nucleotides. RefSeq names its product zinc finger, matrin-type 2 (gene zmat2). Bases 137 to 739 code for a protein of 200 amino acids. The transcript is spliced from 6 exons. Gene Ontology annotation, molecular function: nucleic acid binding; zinc ion binding. NCBI's taxonomy places the organism in Eukaryota, Metazoa, Chordata, Chondrichthyes, Rajiformes, Rajidae. Gene Ontology annotation, biological process: mRNA splicing, via spliceosome. The record is from RefSeq and is a predicted model, not a curated record. Gene Ontology annotation, cellular component: U4/U6 x U5 tri-snRNP complex; spliceosomal complex.
UGUUUGCGUCGCGUCCGUCCGUCCGUCCGCAACAUCAAAGAUCCUGUAGCACGGGGGGAGGAGAGGGGCGACGCGACGCGACGCGACGUGACAGCUUUGCAGCAGCAGCGGCAGCGGGGGGACGGACGGAGCCAGGAUGGCGUCGGGGAGCGGGCAGGCGAAAAGUAUGGACUUCCGUAAGAAAUGGGACAAGGACGAGUACGAGAAAUUGGCCCAGAAACGGUUGCAGGAAGAAAGGGAGAAGCGAGAUGCAAAACCUCCGGUGCCAAUCAAGCGGGAGCUGCUGCGUCACAGGGAUUACAAAGUGGAUUUGGAAUCAAAACUGGGAAAAACGAUUGUCAUCACGAAGACUACGCCCCAGUCCGAAAUGGGAGGAUAUUACUGUAAUGUUUGUGACUGUGUUGUGAAGGAUUCAAUCAACUUCUUGGAUCACAUAAAUGGCAAAAAACACCAAAGGAACCUGGGGAUGUCAAUGAAGGUAGAACGCUCGACAUUGGACCAAGUAAAGAAACGCUUUGAAGUCAAUAAGAAGAAAAUUGAGGAGAAACAAAAAGAGUACGACUUUGAGGAGCGCAUGAAGGAACUGCGGGAGGAAGAGGAGAAAGCAAAGGCAUAUCGGAAGGAGAAACUGAAAGAGAAGAAGAGAAAAGCGGAGGAGGAGCUGACGUUUGAGGAAGAUGACGAAAUGGCGGCAGUGAUGGGCUUCUCCGGCUUCGGUUCAUCAAAGAAGAGCAGCUGACCAAACAAAGGCACCUCUGUCUUUACCGUCACUUCUUUCUUUCUCCCCUGACCCCCCAUUCGAACCUCUCACUCCCAUUUAGAAUCGGGUCGCGUGUAGUGUGAAUGAAGGUGUUUGUUAAUAAAGGAUUUUUUUUGUAAAAAGAAAA